Messenger RNA from Fusarium coffeatum, 291 nucleotides. RefSeq lists its product as uncharacterized. The transcript has a single exon. The coding region runs from base 1 to 291 and encodes 96 amino acids. Lineage: Eukaryota; Fungi; Ascomycota; Sordariomycetes; Hypocreales; Nectriaceae. The record is from RefSeq and is a predicted model, not a curated record.
AUGCCAAAAACCAUCACCAUCGACUCUCACCACAUUCCACUUCUCGAAAGCUUUCUGGAAACAAUCCAGCUGCACAUUGAGGAACUCAUGGUGACUCUCAACAAGCUCACCGAAGUCCGAGAGCAUGUACCCCAGUCACAGACUCAAAAGUGUGCCAACGUGGACAACCUCAUAAAGUACAUCAGUCUCGAAGCCUGUUGGCACAUGCGCACCUUCAACACUUACAAAGAGAUUCGAGAUAUGGUCCGGCCUUCUGCCGAGACCCCUGAUAAUGUUGAUGAUCUUACUUAG